UUACGACAGCCCCGUUUUGACAAACCGUCCUACAAAAAAUUGGCAUAGUUUUAAGAACUCCCAGCAAGCUGUCCAACAUUUUGUUUCAUAUUUGUGUUUACUCGGUUUUCCGGGUGCUUUUGCAGAAAAGCAUCAAACGCAACAUCUCAUUCUUGGUAGUGUAUAUGUCGCACGUUAUUGCUGAGUUUAUGUGAGUCCCAAUCCACAGAAGAAAGGAAUUCUAGUCAGCUGGCAGCGGACAAUCUUGAAAAAGGCAUUUGUAGAAUGGAUCGCGUUAUGUGGUUAUCGGCACUCUCGGUUCUACUAAUAGCCGUAUGCGUUCAGUGUGCGGCAACGCAUAAACACACGCACACGCACACUGCCACCAAGGAACGCACCGAGGACGGAGCAUACGCACCGCGAGAUGCGCAUCACAUGGAGGGUGGAGAACACUUCUCAGAGUUCGAUCAUGAGGCGAUCCUAGGAAGUGUGAAGGAAGCGGAAGAGUUUGAUAAUUUAUCGCCGGAAGAGUCCAAGAAGCGACUCGCACUGCUGGUGAUUAAGAUGGAUCAAAACUCCGACGGAUACGUCGAUCGUCACGAGCUCAAAGCGUGGAUUCUUCGGUCGUUUAAAAGCCUUGCCGAGGAGGAAGCAUCCGAGCGGUUCGAAGAUGUCGAUUUGAAUAACGAUGAAUCGGUGACGUUGGACGAAUAUCUGCAGGAAACAUAUGGCAUGGAUAGCGAAGACGAGGAAGGAGUGCGGCUACCGUUCGAGGAGCCCCGGAACGAGGAGGAACGCAAGCUCAUUCAAGACGAUAAGGAAAUGUUCGAAGCAGCGGAUACGAACCGCGAUGGCAAGCUUGAUUCGACCGAGUUCGUACAGUUCAUCUCGCCGGAAGAGUUCUCACAAAUGUUGCCCAUAAUUCUGCAGCAAACGCUUCGCGACAAGGACACGAACAAGGACGGACGUAUCGACUUCCAGGAGUUUGUAGGGGACAAUGCGAAGGAUCAUGACAAGGAAUGGCUGGUGGUGGAAAUGGACAAAUUCAAGGAGGAUUUUGAUAAGAACAACGACGGUUUCCUGAGCGGAAACGAAAUCCUUUCAUGGGUUGUGCCGAGCAACGAUGAGGUUGCAAGCGAUGAAGUCGAUCACCUAUUUGCUGCCAGCGAUGAUGACCAUGACGAUCGCUUGUCGCACCAGGAAAUCAUCGACAAGUACGAUAUCUUCGUAGGUAGCGAGGCCACCGAUUAUGGCGACCAUCUGCAGAACAUUCAUCAUUUCGAUGACGAACUGUAAUCGACUCUAGCGGUUGGGCCAUAUGAGUAUGGGUGGCACACAUAAGCAGCUAUAUCGCACAUAUAUAUUUUUAAAAAUGUCUUGCUGUAAAAGCUCUCUUUCUCUCUCAUUUAGUCGCUAUUUUGUUUAUUCUUUUGAAUCAAGCUUAAUUUGAUUUUAUAACUGAUCGAUAACAGUUGCCAUAUAGAUAGUCAUUACAUAGAGUACCUAACAUGUGUUUGCCAAAUAACUUAUGUUUUCUCAUUGUACCACUAUUAAACUAUGAUUAAAACACUUCCAUUACUCGAUGGAAAACCUCUUAUCGCUUUUCUUUCGGAUUUCGGAAAAGUAUUUCACUGUCGUUACUAAUGCUGGUCAUUUAUUGCCAUGAUAUUUUUAGAAAUGCUCUCCAAUAGUGAAUUAGUUAUUGUGUAGUAGUGAAUUGCGGUAUAUUUACCAAUGUACGGUUCUGAUAUUUGCAUCAAAGCUACGGUAUAUUAUAAUGCGGAGUAUUUAUUUCUCCUUCAUGCUCUGUA
Molecule: messenger RNA, 1790 nt
Organism: Anopheles stephensi (Asian malaria mosquito)
Lineage: Eukaryota; Metazoa; Arthropoda; Insecta; Diptera; Culicidae
Product: reticulocalbin-2
Exons: 2
Coding region: 265-1275 (336 amino acids)
Cellular component (GO): endoplasmic reticulum
Molecular function (GO): calcium ion binding
Source: RefSeq, a predicted model, not a curated record